Durio zibethinus is the source of this 2156-nucleotide messenger RNA. RefSeq names its product magnesium transporter 3 (gene MGT3). Gene Ontology annotation, molecular function: magnesium ion transmembrane transporter activity. Gene Ontology annotation, biological process: magnesium ion transport. The record is from RefSeq and is a predicted model, not a curated record. NCBI's taxonomy places the organism in Eukaryota, Viridiplantae, Streptophyta, Magnoliopsida, Malvales, Malvaceae.
UUCUUCCAUUUUUCUUAACCAUCUUUUAUUUGUUUUUAUUUCAUAUUCGUAAAUUUGCUUGCUUUCAUGUUUAAUCUUCUAAACAGAAUUGGCUUGUUUUUGUCAUUUGGGUCUUCAGAUAAGUUGCUAUAUUUAGUGUUGGAGUGCUAUUUGAGGGUUUUUGAGUGCUGGGGUUCGUGUUUUUUGAUAGAGAAUUAUACCUGUUUGAGUUAAUCUCAUACUGGGAUUUAAUCGUUGAACCAAUUUAUACAUUUUUCAAUUGUUGGUGUUUAGUUUAGUUAUUGGUCUUCAACUAAAAAUGGGCAAUUGGUGGUUUUUGUCCCUUGUUGGAUGAUGAAACAUAAGAUUCAAGGUGGAUUCCUCGUUCUUUGUUCUGCUUCUAAAUUAUCAGCUACCAAAGUGAGCAGAGUUUUGGUUUUUGUUAGAUUGGUUUGUUAAUUGAGGCUUCCUAUUAAGUUUGUACUUUCUCCAUUGAAAGCAGUUCUUUUUUAAAGUGAUUCCUUGCCUGCUUUCUUAUAUAUCUACCUAAAGUUUUCAGGAUUGUUGCUUCAUGCCCGACAAGAUAACAUGGAUAAUAGAAAUGUCAAUAACCCUGAGUUCAAAUGCAUCUGAUUACCAGCUCAAAUGAGGGAGGCUGCUGUUGUUGCGACGUCUUCUGAUACAUGAUACAUCACUUAUUUGCAAAACUGUUGCCCGGAAUCAGAGAAGGAAUAACUAAAGAUCAAUGGAAGAAUCACGGGGGCAUUUUCUUCCCUCUGAUGUUCCUGAAUCUACAUCUUCCAAUAACAGUGAAAGGCUUAAUUCAGGUGCGCAUGCGAUUCGUGGGUCUGGCUUCCCAGGUGUGAAGAAGAGAGGGCACAACAGUCGUUCAUGGAUAAAGAUUGAUCAAGAUGGGAAUGCAAAGAUUUUGGAGCUUGAUAAGGCUAGAAUAAUGAGACAAUGUUCUUUGCCAUCCAGGGACCUAAGGCUUUUGGACCCUUUGUUUAUUUAUCCUUCAACAAUACUAGGAAGGGAGAAGGCUAUCGUGGUCAGUCUUGAGCAAAUAAGAUGUAUAAUCACAGCUGAGGAGGUUAUCUUGAUGAAUUCUUUGGAUAAAAAUGUUGUUCAAUACAAGUCAGAAUUAUGCAAGCGUCUUCAGACAAAUAAAGACCAAGCUGAUGACCUGCCAUUUGAAUUUAGGGCUCUGGAACUGGCAUUGGAACUGACCUGCACGUCUUUGGAUGGACAGGUGAAGGAACUGGAAAUGGAGAUAUAUCCGGUGCUAGAUGAACUAGCAUCAUCCAUUAAUACUCUUAACCUGGAACGUGUUCGUAGAUUAAAAGGCCACCUCCUUGCAUUAACUCAACGAGUUCAGAAGGUCCGAGAUGAGUUAGAGCAUCUUAUGGAUGAUGAUGGUGACAUGGCUGAGAUGUACCUCACGGAGAAAAAACUAAGGUCAGAGGGUAACACCCCCAGUGAACUAAAUGCUCCAACAAGUUUUUCUGAUGGGACCAGACCAGUUUCAAAAUCUGCUCCUGUUUCACCAGUGGCAUCAGCCAAUGGAGCCCAGAGAUUGCAAAGGGCAUUUAGCAGUAUUGUGACUUCAAGUAAACAAGGAAGCUUAAUUAGUUCAUCAAGUGGUGGGGAAAAUAUUGAACAACUUGAAAUGUUACUUGAAGCAUACUUUGUUGUUAUUGAUCAUACUCUCAGCAAGUUGUUCUCGCUCAAAGAAUACAUUGAUGAUACUGAAGAUCUGAUCAACAUUAAAUUGGGUAAUGUUCAAAACCAUCUGAUUCAAUUCGAGUUACUUCUCACCGCUGCAACUUUUGUAGCCACGGUAUUUGCUGCUGUAGCGGGAGUCUUUGGAAUGAACUUUGCAGCUUCAAUUUUUGAUUACCCAUCUGCAUUUAGUUGGGUUCUCGUUAUAACAGGUGCUGGAUGUGGAUUAUUAUACUUUUCUUUCUUGUUAUAUUUCAGGUACAAGAGAGUAUUCCCAUUAUAAAUUGUUGAGCUUAUAGACGAAAAAUAUUAUUCUUCUAUCGCCAUUGUUAGCAUAUGUCUUGCAAUUGCAGUGGGCCUUGACAACUUUUUCACCUUUCAUCUUUCUUCUUCAAAAUUUUUGGGUACUUGGUACACAGCCACUUGCUUUGGAACUUUAUCAAUGAGAAGUCUGAUAC